This is a messenger RNA of Punctularia strigosozonata HHB-11173 SS5, 486 nucleotides long. RefSeq lists its product as uncharacterized. The record is from RefSeq and is a predicted model, not a curated record. NCBI's taxonomy places the organism in Eukaryota, Fungi, Basidiomycota, Agaricomycetes, Corticiales, Punctulariaceae. The transcript is spliced from 4 exons. Bases 1 to 486 code for a protein of 161 amino acids.
AUGGUGUCGCGAGCAGCUCUCCUGUCAUCAGCACAAGGUCUCAUAUCCGACUUCUCCCAGAAGGAACCCAUUGAUCGCCUUCUUUCGCACUUCAGUCGGACGCAUGCAUGCGAAGCGUUUGAGCAUGGAGAGCCGUGUCUAGCUCCCUUCCUAGGGCGCCCAUUCUCUGGCCUGGAUCAGAUCAGGAGGUACUUCGCCAUGCUGCAAGACUACCUAACGUACGAAAACAUGACCUUCGACCAGUUCUGCGUCGACGCCGAAUCGCGGCGCGUCAGUUGCGUAGGGAAGGCGAAGUUCACAUGGGUGAAGCCCAACCCAGGUGAUUGGAACGAAAUCUUCCACUAUUUGCUGGACUUCGAUGACUCACCAGAACCAAAGAUCACGAACUAUCAGGUAUGGGCAGAUUCCGGCGCAGCUUAUCUUGCUGGACGAGGAGAGCUUUCGAAAGUCAGAGAGAGCACUGAUACGAACAAGCUGAUGAAGUAA